Molecule: messenger RNA, 573 nt
Organism: Scedosporium apiospermum
Lineage: Eukaryota; Fungi; Ascomycota; Sordariomycetes; Microascales; Microascaceae
Exons: 3
Coding region: 1-573 (190 amino acids)
Source: RefSeq, a predicted model, not a curated record
AUGUCUGCCGAGAAGCCGAAGUCCAAGAACCCAAUCAAAAAGCUAUACGACAAUGGCUUGAACGCCGCUGCGGGCAAGUGGAUUUGCGCAAUCGUGAUCCUGGGCUUGUCCGCCGCCGCUGUCGCAAAGGUGAAAGAGGGUCCUGUCCGCCCUGCCGCCAUCGUUAAUCUCGCGUUCGCCACGUCCCAUUUCUUCCUCCUUGGCCCGCCCGUCGACCCUAUCUCGGCGACCAACCCUCGAACGCCAAAAUGGUACAUCAUCAUCCUGGGCAUCUCGACCGCCAUGUGGAUAGUGGGGCCCGUCCUCAUGUUCGCCAUGCUCUACGGCAACGACAAGGAAGGCGUUUCCUAUCUCGAGCGUCGUCGCCUGGGUGGCUUGGUGGGCGAGAUUACCUCAAUUGCGAGGUCCGGCACGGAGAGCAUCUGCAUCGCAGCCGGGUGCUUCGGUCUUAGCGCUUUGAUCUUGUCCCUGUAUCAGUGGUACUUUGUCAUCGCGGUCCACACUAAAAAAUUCACGCCCGAACAGGUCAAGGAAGGAUAUGACGAAUUGGUGACGAAUGCGAAGAAGAAGUGA